GGCCGCGAACAUGGCGGAGCUGGUGCGGGAGGAGCUCCAGGCCUUGGCGGCGAUUUUCUGCGGUCCGCACGAGUGGGAGGUGUUGAGCCGCUCAGAGACAGAUGGGACUGUGUUCAGAAUUCUCACGCGGGCCCAAGGACUUCUUGAUGCGGACACGCCCUUGGAGCUGGUGUUCCACCUGCCCGUCCACUACCCUUCGUGUCCACCCCGUGUUGCUGUGAACUCUGAGCCUCUGACCCGAGCCCAGUGUGCAGCCGUGGAGGAGAGGAUGCUUGAGCAAGCACAGAGCCUUUUGAUGGGGCCCAUGGUUCACGAGCUGGUUCUGUGGGUUCAGCAGAACCUCAGGCACAUCCUCGACCAACCAGAAACUGGAGGUGGCCGUCAGAAGUGUGCUGUGUCAGCGAGCGCGGCCACGGCGGGUGACGGACUGUGGCUGACUCUCCUGCACCUGGACCACAUGCGAGCCAGGGGCAAGUACGUGAGGACCGUGCAGAAGUGGGCUGCAGACCUCGGGCUGACGGGAAGACUGAUGUUCCUCGGCAGAACAAUACUGAUCUUGCUCCAGGGGGAGCGCAACAACAUCAAGGUGCCGAAAGACUACCUGGUUCUGCAGAAAAGCUCCAAAGUGGAUGUGGACUCCAGUGGGAGGAAGUGCAAAGAGAAAAUGCUCAGCGUCCUCUUUGACUCAGAAGCGCAGAGGGAGCACAGGAGGUUUCUGGAGUUCGAGGUCAAGGAGUAUUCUGCACUGGACGAGCUGCGAGCGGAGUUUGAGGCAGCCGGGCUCUCCAGGCUCUUCUCCCAAGUUCUGGGGCUGCUGAAGUGAAGAGGGCGCGUGACAGCGCCGCAGCGGGUCGCUGGCCUCGGGACUGGCUCGCGGGAGUGGUCGUAGCAGCACUUUUAAACUUUCUCUGAAGCAAGACGGCCUCGUUUGCUGGAACAAAGCAGUCUGUUCUGUGGAAUGUUAAACAUGGCAAGACCCCGUAUGAGCUAAUUUUUGCUAAGUUUACUAGCUAGAACAUUAUUUGGAAGAUAAAUAAAAAAGAUGAUAGUAAGUGACUCCUCGUUUUCAUGUGGACUGUUUGUGUGGAACUAUGCAAUUU
Castor canadensis (American beaver) is the source of this 1100-nucleotide messenger RNA. RefSeq names its product RWD domain containing 3 (gene Rwdd3). Gene Ontology annotation, molecular function: protein binding. The record is from RefSeq and is a predicted model, not a curated record. Lineage: Eukaryota; Metazoa; Chordata; Mammalia; Rodentia; Castoridae. Gene Ontology annotation, biological process: positive regulation of hypoxia-inducible factor-1alpha signaling pathway; positive regulation of protein sumoylation.